UGUUGUUUGUGGAUCCUUCCUUGCCCCUGUUCGACAAUAACCUGGGCAUUGGCUAUUUCCUGUCCCUCUCCUCCACUCCGUAUUUCCAGGAACCCCCCCACUCUGGAACCGGAGCCUUCAACUGCUCAUCCCCUGGCCACUUCCAUCGGCCCCUGACCCCCCAAAGCUCGACACUUUCUUGUUAUCUCUCCUAUGGUUAGCCAUGGACCCCACUCAGCUAUUCGAUCAACGUUCUCUCUGCAUCCAGGAUUGCGGUGCAAAAGGCCGGGGUGUUGUCACCCGAAAAUUCAUCCCUGCUCGCACAGUCGUUGAUAUCUCACCGGUCCUUCUCUUCCCCUCGGAGGAGUAUCAUACCCACGGCCAGCACACCCAGCUCGACCAUUACACAUACCGAUGGCAGGGCGGCAUGGCUCUAGCGCUAGGCCUCGGCAGCAUGUUCAACCACUCCAACAAUCCCAACGUCGGUUUCCAGCGGGACUUUGAGAACAAACUGAUCCGGUACACUACCCUACGCGAGAUCCAUCCAGAGGAGGAGCUUUGUAUCUCAUAUGGGCCCAACCUGUGGUUUCCAGAUAUGGAGGAAGGACAGGACGGAAGCGCAAAGGGUGUGGGCCAAAGCCCUGGAUCGGGUCGGAGCGAAUUAAGUGACAGCGACGAUGAGGCUGGAGAGUCCUUCUUAGCACGGAUGCAGUUUUCGGACGACGAGCAGGAGGCAUAAGUUGAUAGACAUUCAUGCUUGUCGCAGCACUUUUGAAUAAAGCAUUUGGAAUGAGCGGUGAUAAGGCAUAAAACGCAGGGUUGCCAUUAAAAUUGCUAUGCGCCACAUGCGCACAGUCCAUACUGCUGUGCUUGGUUGCAUCGCGUGUCGGCUCUGUGCAAGAGCCAGAAAUGGAGACCCGCAGCAUGUAUUCAUCUUGCUGUGACUCCAUCCUUCGAUCCGCAUCCUGGAGCACGGAUACUCUGAGGCGCCAGUACAGUAUACUUCCGAAAAAGUAGGAGGCGCCAAGGAACGCUUCCCGUAGUUUGAUGACAUUCGAUAAUUCCGUGCAUCGAAUCGGAUGGUUCUCUGGACUCGCCGAGAAAAGCGUCCUAUGUGUGCUCCACUGGUGC
Molecule: messenger RNA, 1110 nt
Organism: Gamsiella multidivaricata
Lineage: Eukaryota; Fungi; Mortierellomycota; Mortierellomycetes; Mortierellales; Mortierellaceae
Exons: 1
Coding region: 203-718 (171 amino acids)
Molecular function (GO): protein binding
Source: RefSeq, a predicted model, not a curated record